AUGCCAUUCUCUCUGUCUACAGUCACGGUGUUAGUCCCGGUUCUGUCCUUACUGGGCCUCCUGUACUCCUCGAGCGUGGACGAAAACUUCCCACAGGGCUGCACAGACACCACCAGUGUGUGUUUUUACAGUCUGUUGUUGCCCGUCACUAUUCCCGUGUACGUUUUUUUCCAUCUGUGGAAAUGGAUGGGAAUCAAGCUGUUCCGGCACAACUGAGAGACGUUAAUAAAGUUCUAUUCAGACCGCAGGAAAGAUGUUUGAACGCGUGUUCUUUCAGACAGCCCAGUAUAAAAUGUUUGUGUUUUGUAGACAGUCAUCUCUGAACGGGUCUGUUUUCAUUAGUUACAAUCACUAUCAAUCUUUUUAGAGUAUGUGUUUCUGCCAAGAAUUGACACCUUUCCUUGUAGAAGAUUGAAAUGGAUCUAAUACAAUAAAAAUCUAACAUUUGA
Molecule: messenger RNA, 449 nt
Organism: Hemibagrus wyckioides
Lineage: Eukaryota; Metazoa; Chordata; Actinopteri; Siluriformes; Bagridae
Gene: pyurf
Exons: 1
Coding region: 1-216 (71 amino acids)
Source: RefSeq, a predicted model, not a curated record